This is a messenger RNA of Bactrocera latifrons, 641 nucleotides long. It is a transcript of the gene Dtd, whose product is annotated as D-tyrosyl-tRNA(Tyr) deacylase 1. Gene Ontology annotation, cellular component: cytoplasm. The transcript has 4 exons. Gene Ontology annotation, biological process: tRNA metabolic process. Bases 80 to 616 code for a protein of 178 amino acids. Gene Ontology annotation, molecular function: D-tyrosyl-tRNA(Tyr) deacylase activity. The record is from RefSeq and is a predicted model, not a curated record. Lineage: Eukaryota; Metazoa; Arthropoda; Insecta; Diptera; Tephritidae.
UAUCAGCUGUUGGGCGUGCAUUCAAUUCCGUAGCAUUUGACUUUUAUUAAUUUUUUGUUAUUAAAAAAGCAUAUUAUUAAUGAAGGCGAUAAUACAAAGGGUUUCUGCCGCAAAAGUAACUGUUGGCGACGAGCUUAUUAGUUCCAUUGGACGUGGUCUUUGCGUGCUCGUGGGUAUAACACAUUCGGACACAGAAAAGGAUGUGGAAUAUAUUUCACGCAAACUGCUUGCUUUACGUUUAUUCGAAGACACGGUGGGUAAACGUUGGCAGAAAAGCGUCAAAGAUGAACAAUUGGAAAUAUUGUGUGUUUCACAAUUUACACUCUAUUAUCGGCUUAAAGGAAAUAAACCUGAUUUUCAUUUAGCUAUGCAAGGUGACGCGGCCCAAAAGUUAUAUAACUCAUUUCUUAAACGUUUGGGUAAGGAUUAUGAUGGGGCGAAAGUUAAAGAUGGUAAAUUUGGUGCUUACAUGCAAGUUCACAUUCAAAACGAUGGUCCUGUUACUGUUGAAUUGGAAUCACCCGUGGAAGAAAGUAAAGUUAUUAAAGAUUCUCAAACAAAAGUGAAUAAUUGUAAUGAAGUAAAACAGCCUGAAUCAGCGGACAUCAAUAAAUAAAGUUUCUAAACAUUUAUUUAGGAAA